GUCGAUAUACAUUUUGUUUUAACGACAACUUGAACGCAGUGGGAUAAAAUUCGAAAAUGCACACAGAUAAAGAAAAAAAUAUCUCAGCCGAGGAAUUCGUUGAUGCAUUACUAUCAGAAGGUACGAACAUUGCUUGUGAUACUACAAAUGAAACAUUUCGUAGUCAAGGAGACUGCCUCCCACCUUAUUAUAACCAAAUAUUAUAUAAAAGGGGACAAGAAUUAUAUAAAAAAUAUAUGUAUUCCAUGGAUCUAGUACAUGCUUUUGGGGUUCUGGUUCUUUAUUCUAUCCCCACAGCACUAAAUGUGGCUUUAUCCGCAGCUGGUUCCUCAUUUAAAUUGUACGAAACGCAUACUAGACAGUUGCGUACAAAUCUAAACAUACAAUCAUUCUAUUAUUCAGACUUAAGACCAAAUUCUAAUGCUUGGAAGACACUCAAGAAAAUCAAAAUGAAGCACAAUAAAGUGAGUAAAGGAAGUUCAAAUAAAAGUCUAAAUCCACUCACACAACUAGACAUGGCAGUAGCUCAAUUCGCUUUUUUUGGUUUGGGUAGUAUAAGAGCAGAAUUCGUCGGUCUCCAAGCUGUUAGCGAAGAAGAAUGGAAAGGUCUUCAUCACUAUUGGAGAGUUAUGGGAUACUUACUUGGAAUGGAAGAAAGAUUCAACAUCUGCAGCCCUCCAUUAGAUACCAGUAAAAAAAUAGCAGAAUGUCUUGUUCAAAAACUGAUAUUACCCGAAAUGGAAAAGAAAAACCCGAUUUAUCUGAAUACUACAAAAGUAGCGAGUCUCUGUUUUAAGCCGAUGUUGCUAGAACUAGAAACCAAUUGCGUCGUGAAUUACUUAUAUAAUUUGUUAAAACAAAGAGAUGUUGCUAAUAUGUACGUCGCAAAUUAUGUGGAUUUGAAAUGGUAUUCUAGGGUUUAUUAUAAAUUUUUCGUUUUUUCACUUAUUUCUCUUCUAAAAUGGAGACCUUAUAAAAUUCUAAGAAACACUUUACAUAGAAUUAAUAUGUAUCUAAUUACUACAUUUCCUUCGAUACCUAGGUUAGAAUGUGAGAUAUUUGAUUACCUAUAUCUAUAAGUUCAACUAAUCAGGUAAGCCCGGUAAUUUUGAUUAUAUAAUAUAUAGAAAUAUGAUAAAAUAAUGUAAUUCGUGAAAUUUACAACAUUUAUUCAGAGAAAAAUGCAAUGAAAGAACUCAUAAUCAUCUAAAACUUUACUGCAAACCCUCAUUAUCAUCAAUUUCACUGCAAGCUCAAGGAUCAUUAAAAAAGUUUACUACAAGCUUCAGAAUCUUGUAAUGUAAGACUUUACUCCAAAGCCUCAUGAUUAUCUAAAACUACACUGCAAGAAAAAGUUCACUGCAAGCUUCAGAAUGUUGUAAAACUUUACUUUAAAGCCUCUUGAUUAUCUAUAACUUCACUGGAAGCUUCAGGAUCAUUUAAACGAUCACUAUAAGCUUCAGGGUCAUUUAAAAGUUCACUGCAAGCUUCAGAAUCUUGUCAAACUUUACUGCAAACCCUCAUGAUCAUCUAAAACUUUACUGCAAGCUUAAGAGGGAUGUAAAGCUUAUAGAGUAGUUCGUCGAUGUUGUUGUGGUAAUCGUAGCAAAAUCUUCAGUAUCACUCUCUCUGCAAUUCUACUCAUGGCACUUCCAAAAGGAAAACUGCCCAACUACCUAAAAAUAAGGUAGACGCAGACAAAGACAGAUAACUCCUUACCCUUGGGCAUUGGUGACAGCAACUGCCUUUAUACUUUUAAAAAGAAACCGAUUUUUUUAUGACAGUGAUCAUAGUGAUAACAAAAAUUAUCGAAAAUCUCUAAAAUUAUCUCAACUUAAAAUAUUUCACAAAUCAUAUUUAUAAAUUUUUUAAAUGAAAUAUACAAUUUUGAUGUAAUAUUAUACCUUUUACAAUUUGUGAAUUUAUUAUUUAAAUAUAAAACAAAGUUCCUUUAACAAAAAA
Diorhabda carinulata is the source of this 1962-nucleotide messenger RNA. RefSeq lists its product as uncharacterized. Lineage: Eukaryota; Metazoa; Arthropoda; Insecta; Coleoptera; Chrysomelidae. The record is from RefSeq and is a predicted model, not a curated record. The transcript is spliced from 5 exons. Bases 57 to 1079 code for a protein of 340 amino acids.